CUUUGACGAGGGUAGCGACGCCCACGCCUUUGAGAAGGCUUGCCAGGAGGCCAAUUGAAUGAGAAGAGUGGCGAUUGAUUCCUAUGCCUGCCGCAGCCAUGAAUUCCGCAUUAUACCUCCCCAGACGCUCCCUCUUCUCGUCCCUUGCCGGCUCCGCAACAUCCAGAAUUUCCAUUCCUUCACAUUCCCUAUACCAGCUGAGGCCCUUCUCCUCCUCCGGAAACCAAUAUGCGGCGAAAGGAACUUUCAAAGCUAUAAAGCCCCGGAUCCCGGCGCAGAUGAGCAUGAAAAACCGCGUCAAGGAGACUAUGAGCAGUGCCAAUCGAGACAUGAUACCAGACGACGUGGGAUUGCUACCAGGAACAUUCAUUAGACCUGCAUGGCGGAAUCUGCCUUCGAUAUUCAAAGACCCAAAGUUGAGGUUAAGAAUGGAGUGGAUGUCGUUGAAGAUGACCGUUGUGAACUUCAUUAGCAUAUUAUCAUACUGCAGAUUCAUAAAUAAGAAACUUCCGCUGAGGCUACGGGAGCGUAAGAGCCGAGCUCUUGAGCUACACAAACAGAUGUAUACUUCAUUCGCAAACGGUGAUAUAACCUCUCUCAAGAAGACCUGCUGCCAGGGCAUCUUCCAAAACUUCGCAGCCCGCAUUUCCCGCCGUCCACGUACCUCUCCCCGACUCCUCUGGACGCUCCACUCAUAUAAGAAGUUCCCGUUCGCUCUCACAUUCUCCGGCGCACAAGUCAUUUCUGAUCGUGCUGCAGCUCUUCCCGAAGCCAAAGGUUUCGGCAUUCGGCAAACUGUGAUCAGAAUACAGAGCAAGCAGUCACUCAUCACCCCAAGCUCUGGGGAAGAGCAGAACGCAGCGCAGCAGAGUGAGAAGCAACAGGAUUGCACAGAGUAUGUCGUUCUGCAGAGAUUCAUGCUCAAUGGGGAAGAUGGAGAUUGGAAGGUGUGGGGUUUGGCGGAAGAAACAACACCAGAGGAUUUGGAGACGGACCCGAUGUUUGCUCAGGGCUUGACCAUGAAGGAUCGGAUCGAGAUGUUGAGUAUGAGAUUUAAACAGUGAUUUGUAGUCACGGGAUCUCCGCUUUGCUUUAUUGUCGAAGUUGUAAACUUCGGCUGGCAUUGGAGUGCAAUCGAGCCUUGAAAAAAAGAGUGCCUAAAUGAAUCGUUAGGUAUGUCUCAUGUAUUAUAUAUCUAUUGUGUAUACUUUGGAAAUGAUAGCAAGCGAACAGGAGACAAUUUAUGAAAGUCUUCAGCCGCC
Messenger RNA from Coccidioides immitis RS, 1262 nucleotides. RefSeq lists its product as uncharacterized. The coding region runs from base 84 to 1064 and encodes 326 amino acids. Gene Ontology annotation, biological process: protein insertion into mitochondrial inner membrane from matrix. Gene Ontology annotation, cellular component: mitochondrion; mitochondrial inner membrane. The transcript has 3 exons. The record is from RefSeq and is a predicted model, not a curated record. Lineage: Eukaryota; Fungi; Ascomycota; Eurotiomycetes; Onygenales; Onygenaceae.